Molecule: messenger RNA, 2936 nt
Organism: Neogale vison (American mink)
Lineage: Eukaryota; Metazoa; Chordata; Mammalia; Carnivora; Mustelidae
Gene: VPS9D1
Product: VPS9 domain containing 1
Exons: 14
Coding region: 81-2249 (722 amino acids)
Biological process (GO): vesicle-mediated transport
Cellular component (GO): cytosol; endocytic vesicle
Molecular function (GO): small GTPase binding; guanyl-nucleotide exchange factor activity
Source: RefSeq, a predicted model, not a curated record
CCGCGUUCCGGGGUCCGGGCCGCCUGUCUCGCCCUGGGCCGCCGCCGCUGUCACCGCCACGGCCUCCCCAGCCCGGCGCCAUGGCCGCUGCGGCCGGGGACGGCGCGGUGAAGCCGCUGCAGUGCGCCAUGAAGCUGGCCAACGGGGCCAUCGAGCUGGACACCGGCAACCGGCCUCGGGAGGCAUACGUGGAGUACCUGAGGAGCAUCCACUAUAUCUCCCAGGUGCUGCUGGAAGAAGCGGAAACCACCCAAGAAGGUGGAGACACGGUGGCCCCAGACACCUCCAAGAUGCUGAAACUGGCUGAGCAGUGUCUGGAGAGGGCCCAGUCAACAGCUGCCCAGCUCGGGAAAACACACCUGAAGCCAGCUGUGCCCGUGCCUGCUCCGGGCACCUCAUCCACCAGUCGACAUCGCCGGGUGUACUCGGACGAAGGGGGGAAACUAUCUCCAUUUCUGCCGCCCGAGAUCUUCCAGAAGCUUCAGGUGGUAGAGUCACAAGGUUCUAAGAAGGAGCUGACCCCUCUGGAGGAGGCGUCUCUGCAGAACCAGAAGCUGAAGGCCGCCUACGAGGCACGGAUGGCCCGUCUGGACCCCAGCCAGGCCGUGCAGAAGACCUCCCUGACCUUGUCCCUGCAACGACAGAUGCUGGAGAACCUUGUGAUCGCCAAAGCCCGGGAGGAGACACUGCACCGGAAGAUGGAGGAGCGCCGGCUGCGGCUCCAGGAGGCGGCCAACAGGAGGUUCUGCAGUCAAGUCGCCCUGACCCCAGAGGAGCGGGAGCAGCGGGCCCUCUAUGCCGCCAUUCUCGAGUACGAGCAAGACCACGUGAGUGCCGGGAGCCGAGGCCGGGGCUGCCACAGGUUGCUAUUCCCGGGGCCUGUUGGCCUUGGGUCUUCCCGACGCCCCAGGGAGAGCGUGGACAGUGUGGCACUGGUCUUCUCGGGGGCAGCCUUGGUGGGGAAGCAUGCAGGGAUCCAGCCAUGCUCUCCAAAGUCUUCUGCCCCGCAGGACUGGCCGAAGCACUGGAAGGCCCGGCUCAAGAAAAGCCCAGGGGACCUGUCGCUCGUGACCAGCCUGGUCUCCCACCUGCUCAGCAUCCCCGACCACCCCAUCUCGCAGCUCCUGAAGAAGCUCCAGUGUGCGGUGUACCAGACGCUGUACCCCCUCGUCAGCAGGGCCGCUGUAGGCGCCGCCCCCACCCCCGGCUGCUGCUCUCUGCCCCCGGAUGCCGACGGGUUGCUGGCCCCUGGAAGCCGGCGACUCCGGCCCUCGCACAGCCUCUACUGCAUGCUCUCCCCUGCGGAGCCCAGCCCGGCCCCGCGGCCCCCAGAGGGAACCCACGCCAGUCCCCCGGUGCCCCCUCCUCACGCCGGUGCCCCAGACAGAGGGCCGGACAGCAGCCCCGCGGGGCCCUCCUCGCCCCUGGCUCACAGCUGGACCGGUGUGCAGGGCAAAGACAGCUCCUUUGAGGACCUCGAACACUUCUUGGCUACUUCUGAGGGGUGGGGCCGGGGGCGAGGGUGGCCACCUGAGCCCCAGACGACGGGCGUGAAGAAGGAGCCGCUGCAGGAGCAGCUGAAGAGCACCGUGAAGGACAUACACGAUGCCAUCGACAGGCUGCUCUCGCUGACCCUCCUGGCUUUCGAAGGCCUGAAUGCAACCGCCUCCAAGGACCGAUGCCUGGCCUGCAUCGAGGAGCCCUUCUUCUCCCCACUCUGGCCCCUGCUGCUGGCGCUCUAUAGGAGUGUGCACCGCCUCCGGGAGGCCGCCCUGAGCCGGAGCAUGGAACUCUACCGGCACGCGUCCCCCGCCGCCGUGGGCGUUCCCAGGAAGCUCCUCCCCCGGGACCUGGAGGCCUCGGGCGCCGGCGCUUACCCGUACUGCGCGGCGGCCCGAGAGCUGGGCCUGCUGGUCCUGGAGAGCUGCCCGCAGAAGAAGCUGGAGUGCAUCGUGCGCGUGCUCCGGGUCAUCUGCGCCUGCGCCGAGGAUUACUGCCGCGCCCAGGAGGCCGCCCCGGAGGCCAGACCCCUGCUGGGAGCCACGGCCAUCGGUGCCGAUGACCUGCUUCCCAUCUUGUCCUUUGUGGUGCUGAGAAGUGGCCUCCCCCAGUUGGUGUCGGAGUGCGCAGCCCUGGAGGAGUUCAUCCAUGAGGGGUACCUGAUUGGAGAGGAGGGCUACUGCCUGACCUCGCUGCAGAGCGCCCUGAACUACGUGGAGCUGCUGCCCCGAGGGGCUCUGGGCAAGUAGAGGAGGACACGACCCGCUGAGGACCGUCCAAGAGUCACCCGCUCUUGGGGGGCAGUAUGCCAGCUGUGCUGGGGCUCUGCUCCUCUCACACCUGCCCUAACCUGAUAACUGUCCCCAGGGACCUAAUGAGACACCUCUGUUCCUCAGAGGACAGAGCUGAGCUCAACCAGCUCCUAGGAAGUAGGCCUGAGAGGCUCCAUGCUGGAGCGGCAAACACUGGACUCCCCUGGGACCCGCACAGCACCACCCCCCCGGCCAUCUCCAUGGUCGGGAGGGGACCCUGGGCCUGGCAGAGGGCAGGUGUGGUUUCUCUCCUUCCCGUUCCCUGUGACAGUGAGUUUCCAGCACCGGUGUCUGGUUAGAGUCAAGAAGAGGACCUGUCCCCACCCAUGGGAUCCACGUGGUUUGCAACCAUACUAUUUACUACUGGGCACUGAUCACUCCAUUCUUCCCUGGAGCCCAGGGACACCCAGGGCUCCCACCUGUGUCUGGGGCCUCUGAGCUGCUCCAGCCCUUGGUGUGGUAAGCACUGGACUUGCGGGGACCCCUGGCCACUUUCCAUCCCUGCAUGUCCCCUCCUGGGCCAGUGUGAACCCGAGGGUCGGUGCCUGUCUGCAGCCCAGUGUCCAUUCUGUCACAUGCCCCAGGAAGCCACUGACACUGCUAACAAUAAAGAGGUCACUGGUA